AAAGGCAGGCGUUAACGUCGAAGCUCAGUGAGAGUGAGAGAGUGAGAGAGACAGAGAGGGAGAGAAGAAGAAGAAGAAGCCAUGGCCGCGAUCACGAGAACGCACUUGUUUGGCGCUCCGAGUUUUCAUCUGAGAGAAGCUCAAUUGCCUUUUGCAGGUUACAGUGCUAUGCCUACGCGCUUCCGAGAGUCUCAUCGGAACGUGGUUCUCACGCGCAGGGCUGGAAAUGCCGCCGGGAUUCUUCCCAUAAUCAGGGCUCAGACUCCCUCAGUGCCUCAGUAUGUUCCAGAUUCCGAUUUCUAUAAAGUGGAAGCCAUUCUUAGGCCAUGGCGGAUCCCUAAGGUUUCUUCGGCAUUGUUGAAAAUGGGAAUUCGUGGAGUCACUGUGUCUGAUGCUAGGGGCUUUGGUGCUCAGGGUGGUUCAAAAGAGAGGCAAGGAGGCUCUGAAUUUUCUGAAGACAGUUUUAUUCCCAAAGUUAAGAUGGAAAUAGUGGUGAGGAAGGAUCAGGUUGAGGAUGUAAUAGCCAAAAUUAUUGAAGAGGCAAGGACGGGAGAGAUUGGUGAUGGAAAAAUAUUCUUAAUUCCUGUCUCAGAUGUUAUAAGAGUUCGUACAGGCGAGCGUGGAGAACAGGCAGAGAGAAUGGCCGGGGGCCGAAGUGACAUGUCUUCUGGCAUAUAAAAUGGUUGGAAUCAAUAUCAGAAUUUGCCAUUUGCUAUUUGCCCUUUAUAUUCAUAUCAUUUCUAAUCCCGUCCCCAUUAUCAUUUUCUUUUUGUGGGGCUGAUUACAAUGUCUUUACCUUUAGAUGAUUUACAAUUAGCUAUAAAAAAAUGCAUCUGUAGUUGUUGUGACUUAUGUAAUGAUGACAAUUCAAUAAAUGACAAUUUGUUAAGAUAGUAGUGAAAGUCAUUUUG
Messenger RNA from Arachis stenosperma, 911 nucleotides. Its product is annotated as nitrogen regulatory protein P-II homolog. Gene Ontology annotation, biological process: regulation of nitrogen utilization. Bases 82 to 678 code for a protein of 198 amino acids. Lineage: Eukaryota; Viridiplantae; Streptophyta; Magnoliopsida; Fabales; Fabaceae. The transcript has 7 exons. Gene Ontology annotation, cellular component: chloroplast thylakoid; cytosol. Gene Ontology annotation, molecular function: enzyme regulator activity; ATP binding. The record is from RefSeq and is a predicted model, not a curated record.